Messenger RNA from Phyllopteryx taeniolatus (common seadragon), 2471 nucleotides. RefSeq names its product protein tyrosine phosphatase non-receptor type 22 (gene ptpn22). The transcript has 21 exons. Gene Ontology annotation, cellular component: nucleus; cytoplasm. The record is from RefSeq and is a predicted model, not a curated record. The coding region runs from base 117 to 2150 and encodes 677 amino acids. NCBI's taxonomy places the organism in Eukaryota, Metazoa, Chordata, Actinopteri, Syngnathiformes, Syngnathidae. Gene Ontology annotation, biological process: peptidyl-tyrosine dephosphorylation. Gene Ontology annotation, molecular function: non-membrane spanning protein tyrosine phosphatase activity.
UGAUGUGAAAAUUACAAUAAAGAAGUGCAGAAGUGAGAGCAGGACUUGUUAGAGCCUUGGUGCGCCUAUAGUUUCAGACCUGUGGAUCAGUGUCCUGACAUGCAAGCUGACCUGUUAUGGACAGAGAGCACAAAGUCAUGGAGCAGCAGCAGGCCUGCAUAGUGAGGAACUUGCUCGAGAAAUUGGAGAGGCAAGCCAAUGAGGCCAAAGAAUUUGUGAGGUUGAGAAACCAGUCAAUUAAGUACCGCGAUGACAAGACCUAUUCCAGUAAAGCAGCAGAAACUCAGGAAAACAUCAAGAAGAACAGAUAUAAGGACAUACUUCCAUUUGACCACAGCAGAGUCAAGCUCACGUUUACGACCUCUGAAGAUGACACUGACUACAUUAAUGCCAGUUUCAUAAAGGGGGUGACAGGUGCCAAGGCUUACAUUGCUACUCAGGGUCCAUUACAUAACACAGUGCUGGACUUCUUGAGGAUGGUGUGGGAGUAUGACAUAAAAGUUAUAGUAAUGGCCUGCCGAGAAUUUGAGAUGGGAAAGAAAAAGUGUGAGCGUUAUUGGCCACAUAAGGAAGAGAAGUCAUUUGUCUGUGGGCCCUUCAUCAUCUAUUGUGAUUGUGAAGAAGACAAAGGAGCCUAUCUGACAAGGACAUUAAGAUUGACAUGUGACAAUUGUCACCGAACGUUGAAACAGCUGCACUAUGUUAAGUGGCCAGACCAUGGAGUACCGGAUUUUAUUCCCUCCAUUUUGGACAUGCUGGAGGAGAUGCAUACCUAUCAGUCCCACGAUGACAUCCCUAUGUGCAUCCACUGCAGUGCUGGAUGUGGUAGAACAGGAGUCGUUUGUGUCAUCGAUUAUACUUGGAACCUUCUUAAGAAAGGGAUGAUCACUUCAGAUUUCAAUAUAUGUGACUUAGUUCAUAUCAUGAGAACCCAAAGGCCAUCUGUGGUUCAAACCAAGGAACAGUAUGAAUUAGUCUAUAGCAUCAUCAGGUUACUGUUUGAGAAAUACUUGCUUUCCAUGGAUGAACAGAGCUGCAAAAAUGAGGUAACAAUGGGAACGUCUACGAGGGAGCAAGAUGUUGGAAGUGAGGACACACAACUCGAGAGCAUCUGCGAUGAGGAAAUCAACAACACCUGGCAGAACGAGACAAUGGUGCCUUCUGCUCCAGAGAAUAAUCACCACGAUCAACCACACAUACUUCUUGGAGGCCCAACUACCCACCAGGACGGGCAUGGAACUUCACCUAAAGCGGUCCACACUGGACAAGAAGUGAUUGCAGUGGAGAACAUGCAGCACGGCAUCAACAUUCCGAACCGUCAAGCGUCACCCAAUGCAGCAGCCGCCAUCUGUCUGAUGGUGGAGGACCCCUACUUUGACAUCCUUCCGUUUGACAAUGCAACACCUGCGAACAAGCGAUGGACCGUUGGUCCCAUCUUCAGUAAGCCCUCGUUGCCUCUGAAUGACCACACACCGAGGUCUAACUCUACUUUCGACACAGGAGCUCAUACUGAUGUAGACACACCUCCUCCUCUGCCCGAACGAACCCCUGAAUCCUAUCAACUAGCUGUUGACAUAGAACACUCCGAUUCCUCAGACAGGCUAACUGUCAUCAUUCCACCGAAUGUGAUUGCUGAGACUGUGCAGUGUGACCCGGGGGCUCCUGUUGCCAGUCAGCAAGAGGUCACACCAGUAGCAAAUCUAAACAGAAUUGGGACUUCCUCAGAGUGGUCAGGUACUUCAAAGCUGGUGGGCGACUCAUUAGAGCGAGAAACAAAGACAUGGGUGAGGAGUAAGAGUCUGAGAGCAAAAAUGACUUCCACAGAGCCACUGACUCCAGUGUGGCUGUCACCCACAUCUCCUGUUGCUGAGGGAGGAAGUGCACAAGUUGAAGGGUGUGACGUCAACCAAAUGGCCUCUGUCACUGAUGGUGGGACGACAAGAGACAAAUCAGAAAAAAACAAUGAGAAGGGCCCAUCCAGUAAAAAGAGUCUGAAAAUGUUCAGAGAUAUGCAGAAAACAAAGUCAGCGACUCCACGUCUACUGCCAUCACCUCCAAAGGGAGUCGUAACCUCAUUGUUCCAAUUUGGAUUUAGGAAAAGGUUAGGAAAGCCAAAAGGACCGAGGAAUUAUCCACAAAACUGGUUCUAAAAUGAUGUUCCUCUCCCAAAAUGAUGUCCUUCAAUAGUGUUGAUGUGUGCUGUCGCUAUUGGUCUCUCAGAGCCUCAAGCGAGACGUUUGCUGAAGUUCACAUUUUCAUCGAAAAAGGAUCAGCACAUUUCCUGUUAAUAACUUGAUGUGAAUGUAUUGUUUAUGCUUCUCACCAGUGAAUGUUAUUUCUUUUUCUGGUCAGUGCUCCACCACCAGCAAUUCAUUCACAGUGCCAGUUUUCUUUUCUUUCUUUUUUAAUUUAACUUUACUCCGAUUGCAUUUUGGAGCACCAAAUGUCUUCAAUAAAACUUUUGAAGUUUG